Messenger RNA from Lepisosteus oculatus (spotted gar), 3978 nucleotides. RefSeq names its product v-rel avian reticuloendotheliosis viral oncogene homolog (gene rel). Lineage: Eukaryota; Metazoa; Chordata; Actinopteri; Semionotiformes; Lepisosteidae. The record is from RefSeq and is a predicted model, not a curated record. Gene Ontology annotation, cellular component: cytoplasm. Gene Ontology annotation, molecular function: DNA-binding transcription factor activity, RNA polymerase II-specific; RNA polymerase II cis-regulatory region sequence-specific DNA binding. Gene Ontology annotation, biological process: cellular response to stress; innate immune response; response to cytokine.
UAGUAUAGUUUUUUUAACACGUUAUUUUAUCACAAGCGAAAACGGAUAAAUACGGAAGGAAAAUGAUGUAGGCUGACGGGGGUGGAACAGAGAAACGAAAGGCUAAAUGUUUUGAAUAUUUAUGCAUGUAAAGAAAUCUUUUCUCUUAUGAAUUGUCAUCCACGUUUAGAGAAAAUUAAACUAAAGCCAUUUCGAAAAAUCAGUUUGGUAAUGGCGGUGAAAAACUCUCGUUAUAUCCAGUUGCAGUAUCUGGCGGACUUAUAAUUGGGGAAGUAAUGAAAUUCCAAGUCUCCGAAUUUGUCAUUGACUCGGGUUUCACAGUGACAUAAGACUGACGUUUAUUCAUGUGAUACGUUUUGAUUACUUUUGUUUUUGAACGUGAAGCAAAAAAAAAAAGCAACAUGUAUUGUACACAACCUUGAUCGUCGCUUUACUCACUGUAGUUCAGUGUCACACACAGCUAAGAGCCAGGCGCAAGCAUAGAUUUAGAGCACUGCUUCCCUAUUCGCCAGUGCGCCCGAGUGUUGCAUUGACUUCUGGUGCCUUAACGCGCUGGUAGCGGUGUGCGCCUAACUGCGCUGUCACAGCAGGACUUCUUGUGAAGAUCUUAACGGGUUUACAGUACGAAUGCAAACCAGUGGGCAAUGUACUACCGCCUGUGGUUUCGAUGACCAGGAAUCCCCAUGUUUUAGCUGGGGAGCCCUGUGCUCAGAUAUUCGAGGAGCCCAAACAGAGGGGGAUGCGAUUUAGAUAUAAGUGCGAAGGACGAUCAGCAGGCAGCAUUCCUGGCGAACGCAGCACCGACAACAACAGAUCCUAUCCCAGCAUACAGAUUCUCAAUUACUGCGGAAAAGGCAAAGUCCGAGUUUCGUUAGUGACAAAAAACGAGCCCUACAGGCCUCAUCCACAUGACCUGGUUGGAAAAGAUUGCAAAGAUGGAUACUAUGAAGCAGAGUUUGGUCCAGAGCGAAGAGUUAUAGCAUUCCAGAAUCUGGGUAUCCAGUGUGUACGGAGGAGAGAAGUUAAGGAAGCCAUCAUGCUGCGAAUGACAAGAGGCAUCAAUCCUUUUCAAGUUCCGAGGGAUCAGCUACUACAUACAGAGGAAUAUGACCUGAACGUGGUGAGGCUCUGCUUCCAGGUCUUCCUACAAGAUGAAUGUGGCCAUUACACCAGGGCAUUACCGCCCAUUGUCUCCAACCCCAUCUAUGACAACAGGGCUCCCAAUACAGCCGAACUGCGGAUCUGCCGCGUUAACAAGAAUAAUGGCAGUGUGAAGGGAGGAGAUGAGAUAUUCCUGCUUUGUGAUAAAGUUCAAAAAGAUGACAUUGAAGUUCGCUUUUUCACACAAGGCUGGGAGGCAAAGGGGUCCUUUUCCCAGGCGGAUGUCCACAGACAAGUUGCAAUUGUCUUCAAAACGCCUCCUUUUUACAACACCAACAUCACGGCUCCAGUGUCUGUGAUGAUGCAGCUUCGUAGACCCUCAGACCAGGAGGUCAGCGAGCCCAUGGAAUUCAGAUACCUUCCCGAUGACAAAGAUCCCUAUGGCUGUCAAGAGAAAAAGAGGAGGAGAGAGGAUUUGAUGAAGGCUUUCCCAAGUUUUCCUGUUAUGAGCCACAUGGAGAGACCCAAACUCAUUCCAAGAAAUAUGCCUCAAGUAAUUAAGAAAGAACCCAACAAUAUUUUUAUGAAUAUAAACUCAACCAAUUUAAUUCAAAUGCCUCAAAACCAGCUACAUAAUACAGUAUACCAACCUGCUGCCUCUGCAUCGAUAAUGGCACCACACACGGUUACAUCCAUGAGCAACAACUGGCCACAGCCUACCCCUCCCAUCUCCCUGGAUACGAUUAGGAUCAACCCAUCCAACAGCAGCGGCAUGCUGUCUUCCGUUCAAAACAGCACGACGUUCUCCACCUCUGGAGACAACAGCAGCCUUCCCCUCCUGACUUCCCGGGACCUGGAGUGUUUGGAGCCUCAGACACAGAAUAGCCAAGCGCACCUUUGCAUGAUCAGGAAGGACACCAACUCUGACAGCUCCUCAACCAUGCCCAUUCCACCCACUAGUCAGCCCCCCUGGGGCUUCAGCGUCCAGUCUUCAGAGAUCCUAAACGGGAGCUCUACCUCGCAUGCUCCUGUUGCUGAUAACAUGGAGACCGAGGACAUACUUGUCAGCGUCAGCUCGUCAUCGAUGUUCUCACUGAAGCAAGAACCACAAGCUGGCCAAGGAAACACCUCUGCGCUGGGAUUGCUGGCUUCCGAUUCGCAUUUGCCUUAUAGCAACACAGGUACCAGGCCACUCAACAAUGGAGGGAAUUUUGAGGGUUCGAGGCAGCCCGGCAGUGACAUGCACAACAGCAAUCUGAGCUGCUUACCAAGUCACCAGCAGUUCGGAUCAGACAUUGCCACCACUGAUGAGCGCUUUGAUGCAUUUCCAGAGUGGUCUUUUUUUCCACAGUGAUGCAAAGCAGGAUAAAGUAAAUUCACUGAUAUCUACUGACAACAGUCUAAAAUGAAAUGAAAUCAAAAUAAAUCUUAGCAUAUUUUUACUGAUGGAUCUUGGAAUUGAAUGUAUCAUAUAACCUUUCCGUCAGACUGGCAUGGUUAACAGUAAGAAGAGGAAGGUUUUAUACCUGAGACGUGUCAGGGCAUACACUUUUUUCUCAAUCAUAAAAUUCUGGAACACUUUUUAACUUUUUUUAAUUGUUAUAGUGAUUUAAUGCUUCAUAGAACACAUUUUUAAAGCCAUAUUAACAGCUUCUUUGUACAGAGAAGUUGAGAAAGUUCUCUUAAUUUAGUAAUAGAGUGGGUACUUUUUUAACCUUGUAAACCUAAUAUUUUAUGUUAUUGUCAAUGAGACAAUUUUUUAAAUGUGUAUCUGUUCCUAAAAAGGAAGUUAAAGAGGAUUUAUUCCUUAGGUAAUGGCUAUGUCAUAUUUAAACCAUAAAUUAUCCGAAGUUCUCAGAGCUGAAAGCAUUGUAGACAAAUUUAUUAACAAAGCUUCAGUUUCACUCUUGAUAUGCACACUUUCCUUGAAUGAUCAAAUUAUUCAGUUUGUUUUUCAAUGUGCUAUUCAAUACAGGGCUGUACACUUCAAAGUGCUAAUGUUUCAAUUUAACAUUUUCUUGUCAAAUUCUUUAAUGCUUAGCAAUAAAAAAAAUAUUCAAGCAUCAUUUCACACUGUAAGCAGUUAGUAUGAAACUUUUUUUAUAAUUAUUUGAGAAUUCAACGCUGGGACUAUUUUUUGUAGGAAUUUUAUUUCAUUUUAUUUAUACAGUGUUAUGUGCUUGCUUUUUAAGUUUAAGUAUUAAUUGUAGAUCCAGUUACCUCUUUAUUCAAAACAUUGUAUUGCAUCAGAACUGUACUUCCUGAGUCACUGAUGUCUUCCAUUCUUUAUAAAUUAUUUUAAUAUAGAUUAAUCAUUACACAUUAAACAAUGGUUUAUUAAUACUUUGUAAUUUUUCCAUAUCGUUUUACUGCUAUUCAGAGUUACUGACUAGACUUUAGUGUCUCUUGUUUUCUAUGACCUCAGUUAUGAAGACAUAAUAAAAAAACACCCAGAAAAUGACAGAGGGAAGUUCUCUAUAAUAAUGAAAGAAAACAAUCUGGGAAACAUUUCAAUAUGUCUUCCAUGCAACAAUAUUCAGCACUUUCAGUUCUACAAAAGUUAUCAAUGAAAUAAAACAUCCAUGUAUUAAUAUUCAAAAGCCAGGACUAAUAGUCAUUGAGUUCAACAACAAUAAUGGUGUACAUGCAGAAUAGUUUGAAUAUUCUUGAUCUACAGGCUUUAUUUUCCCACAUUCAAAAAUCUCCAUUUAAAGCCUCUUGUCAGGAGCAUAACGGCUAUGCUUGCUUUAAAAACCGAGGCGAUCUCCUAUGCGUUUUUUAAAUUUGUUUGCCUGCAGUUGUAUUAUACAGUUCCAGACUGAGAUUCCCUGUUGCUGUUCCUACAAAAAUCAUGUGAAUAAAUAUAAUUCAUUGUCA